AUGGGCCUUGUUGGUACAUUCAAGGUUGAAUAUAAGAAAGGCUUCGAAGAGAGCAAGACCCACUUUCACCUACCCAUGGAUAUGGUACACAUCAAACAUGCUAAGAAGGCCCAAGCUCUGGCCAGCGACCUGGACUACAGGAGAAAACUGCAUGAAUACACUGUGCUGCCUGAGGAUAUGAAGACUCAAUGGGCCAAGAAAGCCUAUGGGCUCCAGAGCGAGCUGCAGUACAAGGCCGACCUGGCAUGGAUGAAAGGAGUCGGGUGGCUGACGGAAGGGAGCCUCAAUUUGGAACAGGCGAAGAAGGCAGGACAACUGGUCAGCGAGGUAACCUGA
This is a messenger RNA of Suricata suricatta (meerkat), 336 nucleotides long. Its product is annotated as nebulin-related-anchoring protein-like. The record is from RefSeq and is a predicted model, not a curated record. Bases 1 to 336 code for a protein of 111 amino acids. Gene Ontology annotation, biological process: cardiac muscle thin filament assembly. The transcript has 2 exons. Lineage: Eukaryota; Metazoa; Chordata; Mammalia; Carnivora; Herpestidae. Gene Ontology annotation, cellular component: Z disc. Gene Ontology annotation, molecular function: actin filament binding.